Molecule: messenger RNA, 633 nt
Organism: Aspergillus fumigatus Af293
Lineage: Eukaryota; Fungi; Ascomycota; Eurotiomycetes; Eurotiales; Aspergillaceae
Product: DUF985 domain protein
Cellular component (GO): intracellular anatomical structure
Source: RefSeq, a predicted model, not a curated record
AUGGACAUCCCCAUCCCCUCCAUUCAACCAUUCUAUCACCCAUCUCCCACCAGCCCCAAACCCAUCCCCGAAUCCAAAUCCCCAUCCAUCCAAACAAUCCUCCAAACCCUCCAUCUCCAGCCUCACCCAGAAGGAGGUUACUACGCCGAAACAGACCGUCACCCGCUCGCCAUCCCCAAUCCACACAACACAGACCAAAACGACACCCGCUCCCUCUCCUCAUCAAUCUACUACCAUCUCAACCCCGACUCCCCAACCUGCGUCUUCCACCUGAACCGCAGCCGCACAAUCCACGCCCUCCACCGUGGUCGGGCGCGGUAUGUCAUUAUCCACGCGGAUUCGGCGACCGACAAUGGCACUGCGCCUGUUACGUCGUUCGUGGUCGGUCCGGAUCUAGACAAGGGGGAGAAGAUGCAGUGGGUUGUAGAGGGGGGAAAGUAUAAAGCGUGUUAUCUGUUGCCUGAUGACUCCUCGGAGAGCGGGGAUGGGGGGAGCGGGGGGCUGUUGAUCACAGAGACCGUUGUCCCCGGGUUUGCAUUCGAGGAUCACGAGUUCCUGAGCCCCCAGACGAUGGAGAGGCUGCUACCGGACGAGCAGUGCCGAGCGCUGAGCUGGCUGUUAAAGGAUGGAUGA